Messenger RNA from Pseudogymnoascus destructans, 2142 nucleotides. RefSeq lists its product as uncharacterized. NCBI's taxonomy places the organism in Eukaryota, Fungi, Ascomycota, Leotiomycetes, Thelebolales, Thelebolaceae. The transcript has 3 exons. The record is from RefSeq and is a predicted model, not a curated record. The coding region runs from base 265 to 1671 and encodes 468 amino acids.
AAUCACAACUAAUGCUAUCAAAGCCAAGCUUACCUUACCGCCUUCGGCAGAAUAAUGGGCGCCACGCGACACGACAACAAUACAACGCGAUAUAGUUACAUUUACGAUUAUAUUAGCAUCGACUGUUCCCAACCCAAAACGAUGGGGGACACGCAGCACAGAAGUAGAACAAAACUAAUAUUUAGAAGAUAAAUUUGAAGAGUAGCCAUCAAUCCGCCGCUCUAAUCUCCGCGAGCGUCAGGAGCAGCCAAGCCCACAACCAGGAUGAGCAGCAAUUGGACCGACCAAGACUCAACUGCCAUCACGAACUGGAUCUGUAAACUACCACCUCGACCAGACGAGCAUUCAGCGACAACCCUCACCACAACCACAGCGAAUGAGAAGCUGCGCAACGCUUCGGCUCCUGCCUAUCUUCCGCGAUCUACCCCAUCAUUAGCAAAUUCUGCGUCAUCACCAGAGUCUGAAGAGAUCUCGACAAGAGCACGACAACACAAGCGCAAGAGGAGUGAUUACCUCGAGCAGGCGCAGAAGAGGACGACGCAUAAGCAGAACAAGCAUCUCACGGCAGAACAUCGAGAGGAGGGAGAUCUUGCGGCAGCAUAUCUUGGUACGGGGCAUAUUCAGGCGGGAAAUACCGUGGCAGAAUUUGAGAGUAGACACCACCACGAGGAAGAAUAUUUCGGCGUAGAGCAAUCUAGACCAGGAUACUCCGAGAUGGACGACGGAGCUUCCGUCGCCGGAUCCACUCGGUCACUUAUAUCAAACAGGCCGAUACUCGACGCAAAACCGCCUUCGCGGCGGAGUUCGCGAUCCACAAGCCCAAUACGAUCAACCUUGGCGCUCCUGCGCUCUGCGGCGCCACCAAUCGAUAUCUGCCAGCCUGGCCCGGCUGCUGCGACGAGCCCUGGCGACGCAGUGAACAAGCUGAAGGUAUUUUUGCUGGACGGGUAUGAUAAGGCCUUCAUUCCGAGGCAACUUGAGGCCCGAUUGCGUGAAAUUGCUCCAGAUGAAGCUAUUAUCUUGCACGAAGCAAUGUUUCAUGACCAUCACGAACAAACAACUAAAGAGCUUGACUCGCUGUGGGACGAUAUUCAAGAGGUAUACUAUGAGGCUAAUGCAUGCAGCAACCUCUUCAAAGACGAGAAUGCGUGGGUAGAAGUUGUGAGGUCUGUUCUUAGGUUAGCUGGCAUGCACACCUUGUCGAAGGAUCUUGAGCUGAACAGCGUGCAAAGCCAAUCCAUUGAACCUCAAUAUUUGCCAACUCUUCCAUCAUCACCGACAUCCUUGUCGAAGAAAGCAGAUCUUGCUCUUGUCAUCUCACUACCGAGGCACGGCGAUUCGAUAAUCAACCAAUGGCGGAAGCUGAACCCAGGUGUGGGACUUUCGCAUAUGAGCGAUGCAUAUACGCGAGAGACACUUCUUGCAUGUCCUCUUGAAGUAAAGAGGCAAGGCGGAGAUUACAACGAAGCUGUUUGCCAGCUUGCAGUUUGGUCAGCGGCAGCAUUGGAGAAACUGAGAAUACUGGCGACCAUGGGAAGGGACACGGAGAUGUUGGAACGAUUUCCUUACCCCGGAUGGACGGUCGUGGGCCAUGAAUGGCAGUUGCAUAUAUCAUGGAAGGAGGACUCCGGCAAGGUGGUGAGUGUCCUUUUGCUUCGUUCUUGCCUCUAGUCGUCGCUGACAGACUUUCGGAUUGUCUUCGGUCCGUAUCAACUAUUGUCUGCGAAGAUAAAUAGCUAUUUGGAUGUUUUUAGGCUAUUAAGGUUAUUUUCCAAAUUGAAGCAAUGGCUUCUAGGAGACUACAAGUCUUGGGUUCAUUCACAUGUUCUGGGACCUAGGUAACAUUGUCAUUUCUUGCGAAGAAUUAAAUCUCCUAAUUGGAAACUGUCUCGAUACGUUGUAGAGGCUGGGUCUUCUAGCUCUGCCUUGUCUAUGUGGGAAUGAAUCUGACGAACAAAUAUCUGUCGUUGUGCUGUGAAAAAUAUAGCGAGACUUGCUCUGCGUCACCUUGCCUUGAAGGGCGUUGAUGAAGCUACUAUGGUUUGCGGAAAGACAUAAUCGUGGGGGGAAGCGAGUUGCGUCCACUCGCUUAUGAGAGGAAGCAAGUGCGUCCUGUCAAAUUGCGACCGUAAGUAUCCAACC